This is a messenger RNA of Rotaria sordida, 876 nucleotides long. NCBI's taxonomy places the organism in Eukaryota, Metazoa, Rotifera, Eurotatoria, Philodinida, Philodinidae. The record is from the annotation of a GenBank genome assembly.
AUGUCAAGUUUACUACCAUCAUCAUCUCAAAUGAAUACAAAUAUAAGUUCUGGUACUGGUACAUUACAACGUUCAUCAGUAAAUAAUGCAGCAGCAGAUGCAUUACGAAAAAAAAUGCAACAAUUACGAGAUGAACUUGAAUUAGUUAAAGAUGAUUUAGAACGUUCACGUAAAGAUUUUGAAAAAGAACGACAUGCUCGUGAACUAGCUGAAUCUGAAGUUAGUCAAUUAACGCGUAAACUUCAUUCAUUUGAAGAACAACUUGAACGUACAGAGGAACGAUUAAUACAAACAACAAAUAAACUUGAGGAAGCAUCGCAUACAGCUGAUGAACGAGAACGAACAAGAAAAAUGUUAGAAAAUCAAUUAAAUCUUGGAAGUGACCGUACAGAAAUGCUUGAAAUACAAUUAAAAGAAGCUCGUGGACUUGCUACAGAAUCGGAUAAAAAAUAUGAUGAAGUUGCACGAAAACUUUUAAUACAAGAAAAUGAACUUGAAAAAGCUGAAGAUCGAGCUAAACGAUCAGAAAUGAAAUGUGUUGAUUUAGAACAUGAAGUCAAAAAUCUUCAUCAUCAAUUAAAAUCGUUUUUGGCUCGUAUUGAUGAUGCUCAAAAUAAAGAACAAACUUAUGAAGAUCAAAUUCGUCGUGUUUCCCAACAUUUAAAAGAUGCUGAACGACGAUUAGAUCUUGUAUUUGAUCAACGAUAUAAACUACAAGAAUUUGCUGAAACUCGUGCUGAAUAUUCUACUAAACAAGUGCAACGACUACAGCGUGAAGUGGAUUUACUUGAAGAAGAAUUACAAAGUGAACGUGAUCGUUGUAAAACUCUCCAAAAUGAAAUGGAACGUUGUUUUUCUGAUUUACAAUUACUCUAA